Molecule: messenger RNA, 3100 nt
Organism: Xiphias gladius (swordfish)
Lineage: Eukaryota; Metazoa; Chordata; Actinopteri; Istiophoriformes; Xiphiidae
Gene: gipr
Product: gastric inhibitory polypeptide receptor
Exons: 14
Coding region: 203-1831 (542 amino acids)
Biological process (GO): adenylate cyclase-modulating G protein-coupled receptor signaling pathway; cell surface receptor signaling pathway
Cellular component (GO): plasma membrane
Molecular function (GO): glucagon receptor activity; gastric inhibitory peptide receptor activity; peptide hormone binding
Source: RefSeq, a predicted model, not a curated record
AGUGUGUCGGUGCGCUCCGUGGACGCGUGUCAGCGCCGCGCUCCAAAACCACCGCACUAUGAGACGGACCCCGGGGACACUUCGGGGACUACCUUUCCGACCCGCGGAUUUAUUUGACGAUUUGGUUUUCCCAAAGCUAACGUUUGAUGACUUCUUCAAGCUCUGCGAUGAUCUCUCCGCGGCCACACAGGCACACCUCUGAAUGAUGAAGGCCUGGGACACAUUCAUCAUCUUCUUCCUCGCCCUCUACAGGACUGUGUGUGUGUCAGGAAAGAAUAUGGUGGAAGAAUGGAGGCACUACAGGAAUGAAUGUCUGCUCCACAUGAGUACGGAGCCCGAACCUGAAGGAGUGCACUGUCGGCGCAUGUUUGACAUGUACGCCUGCUGGUCAGACGGACAACCCAACUCUACGGUGAAGGUGCCCUGCCCUUGGUACCUGCCGUGGUACGACCAAGGCAAGGAUGCACACGGACACGGUCGAUCUCCCUCUAGGUGUGUACUGUUGCAUGUGAUGGACGGUGUGUUGUUUCGGCCUCUGCUGUGUGUUUGUGUAGUGCGUGAUGGCGUUGUGUUGCGGGAGUGUGGGCCUGACGGCCAGUGGGCCACCAACGUCUCCAGCCGCACCUGGCGGGACCAUUCCCAGUGCGGAGCUGACAACGGCCAAGAGGAAUCUCAGGAGAAGCAGAUGAUGAUCUUAGCCUGCUUCAGAGUCAUGUACACAGUGGGUUACUGUGUUAGUCUCGCCAGUCUCUCUCUGGCUCUGAUUAUUCUGCUGCUCUUCAGGAACCUGCACUGCACCAGAAACUACAUCCACACCAACCUGUUUGCAUCGUUCAUUCUGCGAGCCGCUUCCAUCUUGACCAGGGAUGCUCUGCAGAGCAGGGGCACGCCUGAGUUCGGAGACAGCGGGGACAUCUCCACGGUCUUCAGCGACCAGGCAGUGUCUGGCUGUCGGGUGGCUCAGGUGCUGAUGCACUACUGUGUGGGAGCCAACUACUACUGGCUGCUGGUGGAAGGCCUCUAUCUACACCACCUGCUGAUGGCGUUCUCUGACAACCACUUCUUCUGUGGCUACCUACUCAUAGGCUGGGGUACCCCAGUGUUAUUCGUGAUUCCUUGGAUUAUUGUGCGCUUCCUGUUUGAAAACACAAAGUGUUGGGAGAAAAACGAGAACGUGGCACACUGGUGGAUAAUCCGCACCCCCAUCCUGCUCGCCAUUCUGGUGAACUUCUUCAUCUUUAUUCGCAUCGUCCAGAUCCUUGCCUCCAAACUGAAAGCCCAUCAGAUGAGAUACACCGACUACAAAUUCAGACUGGCCAAGUCCACCCUGACCCUGAUCCCUCUGCUGGGGAUCCAUGAGGUGGUCUUUGCAGUGAUGACGGAGGAGCACACAGAGGGAGUCCUUCGCAACAUCAACCUCUUUUUCCAGCUCCUUUUCAGCUCUUUCCAGGGUUUAUUUGUAGCCAUCCUCUACUGUUUUGUCAACAAGGAGGUGCAGGGAGAGAUAAAGAAGAGAUGGCACAGGUGGAAGCUGGGGAUGUCUGACCUGGAUGACCUGAGAAACACCGGAAGCAACAUGCCACAGGUUGGUGCCAGCAUGCUGCCAUUUAGCCAGUGCCACCAUUUGUCCCCCUGCCUGCUGCCAGCCUACUGCCAAGAGGACCGCCACCCCUCCGCCGCGCCCCACCCAUCUGCUCCUCCUCACCCCUACAGCAACCGCCAGGACCAUCCGGGAGCCGAACAGCUCAAGGCCUCCUCCUAUAUCGCUGCUCAUACGCAGGAUGGAGGAAGAGGGGACAGUGAGGAGAAGUCUCGCGAAAGCAACUGCUAAAAAAAAAAAAAAUCUAAACGGCCUUUAAAGUCUUAAAGUCAGCGAAAUAAGGAAAUUUGAGUGAGAAGUUUGUACAGGGCAGUCAGACUGACUGACUGAGAGGAUUCACGUUGUAUCAUCAGUUCGUGAGAUCGUAGAAUUAUUCAGAAAACGCUGCAUUUCGAUUUAAAGACCCUCUUGGACUGUUAACCAACGUUAAGGUAUACUCGGGAUGAGCGGUUUAAGAAAAGGAUUGGAUGGAUUCACUUUUUUCCCCUCAGUGCCAGAGGUUGAUGAGAUCAUACAGGAGGCUGUCUGGACUUGGGUACUGAGUAUUUCACCGACCCUGUAUAAGUGUCUUAAAGCACCAGAGUGAAACCUGGCAAUAGCUGACCCUGACCUCUGACCCCUCUGUCAAAGGGGGAAAAAAAUGAAAGGAGAAUUAUUUCCACUUGAGGAUAAUUUGAUCUCCACUGAUUUUUUCAAUUUAUUUUUCUUGUUGAAAGAAACGUACCAAAAACUCAGCGCGCCGUGUCACCUCAGAUCUCCUCUCCUCUCUCUGCCUGGUUUCUCAGUUCGACAGCCUCUUGAGCAUAUUGAGCCGUUUCCUCCCGUCAGUCCUCAGAUUUAGUUUUGUCACAGAGUUAGUUUGCACACCUUUUCAAGGCAGGCGGUCUGCUGUUAAACGCCGGUCUAUCCCUUUUGAUGUGUACAACAUCUUCUCAUUUUAAAUUUCCUGUAACCCAGACGUCAUUUACAGUAAGAUACAGCUGCCUCUACUGCCACCUAGGGGAGAGACAGAAUGCACACCAUCAGAGGAAAAGCACCCACUGUUGAAAAUCCAGACAAGAAGCACGUUUACUGAGUCAUCUGGAAAACUUUGCCUACGUCCAGUCAAAUCUCAAUCUUGAAAAUGGAUCCAGGUAAAAUGAUCUGUCCAGACUGUAGUCCUCAAAGCUAUCCAGAUAACUCAGUAAACCUAUCAGAUUUGACAAGUAUCAAGUUCAUUCCUAUAGAACCAUGGGACUUAAAUUAAAAAAAUACUAUGAAAAGACUGUGUAGAAAAAAAAAAAUAUUGGUCUUUACAGCUACUUCUGUACAACUUAAAUGGUCUUUGUCGUAUUUGCAUUACCUGCUCAGUGUUACCUGGAGUCAGGGGUUUGAACCUCUGAGAACCAAACCUGCAACUGGUGAUAUAUAUACACAAUAUAUUGACUCGUCACAAAACAGGGUGUGACUACUGUGUUAAUUCAUUGCCUUUGGCCCAUCCUGCUCCUGAAGGAGAAUAUG